AACUCACAAUUUGUGUUGUUUGCAAGAAAUUAAACCACGGGUGGAAAAAACAAUAGAAACACUGUCCUUCUCCAUGUGCAAAAAUGCCAAACACACAUUAGUCUUCAUUGAAAUCAUUAUCUCACAUUGCACAUCUGUAUGCAAUAUCUUUAUUUUCGCAGUUUCUCAAACAACGCCUAGUCAAACAUUGAGACUUGUCGGCUCUAACAGCAGCUGCUCUGGCAGAGUGGAGAUCUACCAUGACGGCCAGUGGGGGACGGUGUGUGACGACAUCUGGGAUUUGAAUGAUGCCCAGGUGGUUUGUCGGCAGUUGGGCUGUGGCAGGGCUGCAUCAGCACCACAAAGUGCACAUUUUGGACAAGGCACUGGACAAAUUUGGUUAGAUGACCUUCGGUGUUCAGGCAGUGAGUCAUCACUCAGAGAGUGUCCUCAUGGGGGAUUAGGGUCCCACAACUGUAUUCACAGAGAGGAUGCAAGUGUAAUUUGUGAAGGUUCACUUCUACCAGAAAUAGCCACGGUGAGGCUGGUCAACUCUGACCAACGAUGCUCUGGCAGAGUGGAGAUCUACCAUGAUGGCCAGUGGGGGACGGUGUGUGACGACAGCUGGGAUUUGAAUGAUGCCCAUGUGGUUUGUCGGCAGUUGGGCUGUGGCAGGGCUGCAUCAGCACCACAAAGAGCACAUUUUGGACAAGGCACUGGACAAAUUUGGUUAGAUGACCUUCGGUGUUCAGGCAGUGAGUCAUCACUCAGAGAGUGUCCUCAUCGGGGAUUAGGGUCCCACAACUGUGGUCAUGGAGAAGAUGCUAGUGUCAUAUGUGAAGAUGUUGCCACAACAACAGCACCUCCUACAAGACCAGUGAGGCUGGUCAACUCUAACAGCAGCUGCUCUGGCAGAGUGGAGAUCUUCCAAAGUGGCAGGUGGGGGACGGUGUGUGAUGACAUCUGGGAUUUGAAUGAUGCUCAGGUCGUUUGUCGACAGCUAGGCUGUGGCAGGGCUUUGUCAGCACCGCAAAAUGCACACUUCGGACAGGGAAGCGGACAAAUCUGGUUAGAUAAUGUCCGGUGUUUGGGAAAUGAGUUAUCGAUAACAGACUGUCCACAUCAGGGAUUCGGGUCCCACAACUGUAUUCACAGAGAGGAUGCAAGUGUAAUUUGUGAAGAAAUAGCCACGGUGAGGCUGGUCAACUCUGACCAACGAUGCUCUGGCAGAGUGGAGAUCUACCAUGAUGGCCAGUGGGGGACGGUGUGUGACGACAGCUGGGAUUUGAAUGAUGCCCAUGUGGUUUGUCGGCAGUUGGGCUGUGGCAGGGCUGCAUCAGCACCACAAAGAGCACAUUUUGGACAAGGCACUGGACAAAUUUGGUUAGAUGACCUUCGGUGUUCAGGCAGUGAGUCAUCACUCAGAGAGUGUCCUCAUCGGGGAUUAGGGUCCCACAACUGUGGUCAUGGAGAAGAUGCUAGUGUCAUAUGUGAAGAUGUUGCCACAACAACAGCACCUCCUACAAGACCAGUGAGGCUGGUCAACUCUAACAGCAGGUGCUCUGGCAGAGUGGAGAUCUUCCAAAGUGGCAGGUGGGGGACGGUGUGUGAUGACAUCUGGGAUUUGAAUGAUGCUCAGGUCGUUUGUCGACAGCUAGGCUGUGGCAGGGCUUUGUCAGCACCGCAAAAUGCACACUUCGGACAGGGAAGCGGACAAAUCUGGUUAGAUAAUGUCCGGUGUUUGGGAAAUGAGUUAUCGAUAACAGACUGUCCACAUCAGGGAUUCGGGUCCCACAACUGUAUUCACAGAGAGGAUGCAAGUGUAAUUUGUGAAGGUUCACUUCUACCAGAAAUAGCCACGGUGAGGCUGGUCAACUCUGACCAACGAUGCUCUGGCAGAGUGGAGAUCUACCAUGAUGGCCAGUGGGGGACGGUGUGUGACGACAGCUGGGAUUUGAAUGAUGCCCAUGUGGUUUGUCGGCAGUUGGGCUGUGGCAGGGCUGCAUCAGCACCACAAAGAGCACAUUUUGGACAAGGCAGUGGACAAAUUUGGUUAGAUGACCUUCGGUGUUCAGGCAGUGAGUCAUCACUCAGAGAGUGUCCUCAUCGGGGAUUAGGGUCCCACAACUGUGGUCAUGGAGAAGAUGCUAGUGUCAUAUGUGAAGAUGUUGCCACAACAACAGCACCUCCUACAAGACCAGUUAGGCUGGUCAACUCUAACAGCAGCUGCUCUGGCAGAGUGGAGAUCUUCCAAAGUGGCAGAUGGGGGACGGUGUGUGAUGACAUCUGGGAUUUGAAUGAUGCUCAGGUCGUUUGUCGACAGCUAGGCUGUGGCAGGGCUUUGUCAGCACCGCAAAAUGCACACUUCGGACAGGGAAGCGGACAAAUCUGGUUAGAUAAUGUCCGGUGUUUGGGAAAUGAGUUAUCGAUAACAGACUGUCCACAUCAGGGAUUCGGGUCCCACAACUGUAUUCACAGAGAGGAUGCAAGUGUAAUUUGUGAAGAAAUAGCCACGGUGAGGCUGGUCAACUCUGACCAACGAUGCUCUGGCAGAGUGGAGAUCUACCAUGAUGGCCAGUGGGGGACGGUGUGUGACGACAGCUGGGAUUUGAAUGAUGCCCAUGUGGUUUGUCGGCAGUUGGGCUGUGGCAGGGCUGCAUCAGCACCACAAAGAGCACAUUUUGGACAAGGCACUGGACAAAUUUGGUUAGAUGACCUUCGGUGUUCAGGCAGUGAGUCAUCACUCAGAGAGUGUCCUCAUCGGGGAUUAGGGUCCCACAACUGUGGUCAUGGAGAAGAUGCUAGUGUCAUAUGUGAAGAAAUAGCCACGGUGAGGCUGGUCAACUCUGACCAACGAUGCUCUGGCAGAGUGGAGAUCUACCAUGAUGGCCAGUGGGGGACGGUGUGUGACGACAGCUGGGAUUUGAAUGAUGCCCAUGUGGUUUGUCGGCAGUUGGGCUGUGGCAGGGCUGCAUCAGCACCACAAAGAGCACAUUUUGGACAAGGCAGUGGACAAAUUUGGUUAGAUGACCUUCGGUGUUCAGGCAGUGAGUCAUCACUCAGAGAGUGUCCUCAUCGGGGAUUAGGGUCCCACAACUGUGGUCAUGGAGAAGAUGCUAGUGUCAUAUGUGAAGACGUACAACCACUAAUCCAGGCCUCUCAGCUUGUUUGCUCCACUUAUCAGAUGGAAAUUGGUGUGCCAUUGGACCGGCUGCUGUCAGCUGGUUUAAACGCAUCCUCUGGUCACCUGGCAUCACCUUACUGUACUGGUUACACAGCUCGUUAUAAUACUUUGUGGUACAGAGUGCCACCACGGGCUGACUACUGUGGAACUGUAAUGAGUACCAACACCUCCCAUGCCAUCUACUCCAACUCUCUGUUUUUGUACCCUCCAAGCAACGGUGCCUCGGUUCAACCUGAGGUCAUUCCGUUCUCCUGUGCCUAUCCCUUGGAAACCAACACCAGCCUUAACGCUGUAAUCAGACAACAAAUCCCUAGGAGUGGCCUCAUAGGGUCAGGUACCAGAGCCACUGCCUACAUGAGUCUUUUCCAUGACUCCCGCUAUUUAUACAGCUACCCACCGGGUCAGGUCACCCUGCCAAAUGGAUCUGCCCUAAAUGUGCAAGUGUAUGUGCCUCGGACUGAUCAAAGCUUUGCAGUGGUUCUGAAGUCCUGCUAUACCACUUACUCCUCAAACCCUGAUGACCCAAUGCAAUACUAUCUGAUUCGUCACAGUUGUCCUACUGACACUCGUCGUGUGUCAGUGGUUGAGAAUGGCCGGUCCCUUCGUGCUCGUUUCUCUGCCCUGCUCUUCCAAUUCCAGGGUGGCAACCACGGCAUCUACUUACACUGCAAAGUACAACUGUGUGACAACACCAGCCAAAAUUGUGUUCCAUUUUGCAGCAGGUCAUAUCGUUCUGUUGACAACUCAGAUUCGCAAAAUUGCCUCACCGCCGGACCAAUCACAUGGGAGGGCUGACAUGUUAAUGGAGUGAGCUGAUAAACACUGCAACAUGAUUCUCAUGAUGUUAUUUUUUUCUUCUUCCAGAUAUUGUAGUAACUGAAUUUAAUCACACUUAUACUUUACCUAUGUACUUUUCUGUCUUAUGUGUAUUGUUACAAAUUCUGAUAAAAUACAAAUGAGUGGGUUGGUACCAUUAUGCUUGUUCUAAAUAAUUAUUUUUUAAUUUUAAUGUCAUUUAAGGUCAGUGAGGUUAUGUGAUUAUCUCUUGUAUGCCAUAUAAAAAUCUUUUUUUCUAACAGAACUUUCUGUAUUGGUAAAUAUGUAUACAUACACAUAGGUUUAUUGCAUGCUUUGAUAAGACAUAUAACAAUGUACCUGGGGAACAAUAGGGGUACAUAACCCUGUGGAUUUAAGCCUUCCUAUAGUCAAACAAAUCUCUUUAAUUUAUUUCACAAUUUUCUCCAAAGAGUGCUUUUGGCCCAUCUCUUUACAGUUAAAGUCCCUGCUGGUAGGAUAUUAUAAAUUUGGACUUUGUUUAACACUAAUGUAAUAGUGUUAAAAAACGAUUUUAUAAACAGUAGACAGAAGACCACAAUAAUAACUUGGUAAAUAAUGUAUGUGAGUCAAAGUCAAAUUUGUAUUGCUUUGUGAAGGACAAUAAA
This is a messenger RNA of Centropristis striata (black sea bass), 4605 nucleotides long. Its product is annotated as deleted in malignant brain tumors 1 protein. The transcript is spliced from 15 exons. Lineage: Eukaryota; Metazoa; Chordata; Actinopteri; Perciformes; Serranidae. The record is from RefSeq and is a predicted model, not a curated record. Gene Ontology annotation, cellular component: membrane. The coding region runs from base 74 to 3958 and encodes 1294 amino acids.